GUUCACUACUUAAUAUUAAAAGAUUCUAAUGAAGAUUAUCAGUUCUUCACCAUUGAACCUGAGACAGGAAUUAUUUCCACCCAGGCAUCUUUUGACAGAGAGAAAAGAGCCUCUUACUUGAUUGAAGUUCAGUCUCAGGACUUAUCAGAGUCUGCUAGACCUGGCGUUCACGGGCAGCCCAACACAGACACAGCCUACGUGAGGAUUUUUGUCAGCGAUGUGAAUGACAACGCUCCGGCAUUUCCUCGGUCAGUGUAUGAGGUCAGCAUAGACGAGGACAGGGAUGUUGGAAGUCCUGUUGUGACAGCAACAGCAGAUGACAAAGAUGAGGGUGCAAAUGCCAAACUAAGGUAUCAGAUCACUUCAGGAAAUGUGAGAGGGGUUUUUGAUGUGGAACCUGAGAUUGGAACUGUCUUCAUUGCUCAGCCUCUGGAUUUUGAACAAGAACAACAUUAUGAGCUCCGGCUUGUAGCUUCUGAUGGAAAAUGGGAAAACCACACUCUUAUCAUCAUCAAUGUUGUCAAUAAGAAUGACGAAGCACCAAUCUUCACUCAGAAUGAAUACCAGGGCAGUGUCUUGGAGGAGCUCACAGAUCUGCCUGUACUUGUCCUAAAG
Messenger RNA from Cyanistes caeruleus (blue tit), 615 nucleotides. NCBI's taxonomy places the organism in Eukaryota, Metazoa, Chordata, Aves, Passeriformes, Paridae. The record is from RefSeq and is a predicted model, not a curated record.